GAUUAUUUGGUAUUCGCGAUAUUUCUUGUCGGUUCGGCUCUUAUCGGUUUCGUCGUCGGUUUUUUUGACAGAAAGAAUAAUGCAAAUUCAAAAACUUUUUUGACCGGAGGUGGAAAAAUGCACUGGAUCCCCGUGGCUCUAUCUAUGCAGGCAUCUUUCCUAUCGGCCAUAUACAUACUAGCAUCCCCUGUUGAAAUUUACAACUUCGGAACCAUGUACUACUAUAUUGUCUUGACGCACAUUGUGGCUCUGCCGUUGGCUGCCAAUUUAUUUUUGGCCACGUUUUACAAGCUAAAUCUCGUCAGCGCUUAUGAAGUU
Molecule: messenger RNA, 318 nt
Organism: Helobdella robusta
Lineage: Eukaryota; Metazoa; Annelida; Clitellata; Rhynchobdellida; Glossiphoniidae
Exons: 2
Biological process (GO): transmembrane transport; sodium ion transport
Cellular component (GO): membrane
Molecular function (GO): symporter activity
Source: RefSeq, a predicted model, not a curated record